This is a messenger RNA of Orcinus orca (killer whale), 4512 nucleotides long. RefSeq names its product syntaxin 1B (gene STX1B). Lineage: Eukaryota; Metazoa; Chordata; Mammalia; Artiodactyla; Delphinidae. Bases 223 to 1089 code for a protein of 288 amino acids. The record is from RefSeq and is a predicted model, not a curated record. Gene Ontology annotation, cellular component: SNARE complex; plasma membrane; endomembrane system. The transcript has 10 exons. Gene Ontology annotation, molecular function: SNARE binding; SNAP receptor activity. Gene Ontology annotation, biological process: vesicle fusion; exocytic insertion of neurotransmitter receptor to postsynaptic membrane; intracellular protein transport.
GCAUACCCGGCAGAGCCGAGCCAGGCCCAGGCCCCUGCCCCUGCCCGGCCCUCAGCCCGCCGCCCCUCAGCCCGCCCCCGCCCGCGGGCCCCCCUACAGCGGCCUCGGCGCCCCCCCGCCGGCGCCCCCAGACUCAGGACUCCAGCACCGAGGCAGGAGGCAGGGAGCAGAAGCAGAGGCAGGAGAACGAGGAGGAGGAGGAGGAGGAGGAGCCGUCGCAGGAUGAAGGAUCGGACUCAGGAGCUGCGGAGUGCGAAAGACAGCGAUGAUGAGGAGGAGGUGGUCCAUGUGGACCGGGACCACUUCAUGGAUGAGUUCUUUGAACAGGUGGAAGAGAUCCGGGGCUGCAUUGAGAAGCUGUCAGAGGAUGUGGAACAAGUGAAAAAACAGCAUAGUGCCAUCCUGGCCGCCCCCAACCCGGAUGAGAAGACCAAACAGGAGCUGGAGGACCUCACUGCAGACAUCAAGAAGACGGCCAACAAGGUUCGAUCCAAGUUGAAAGCGAUCGAGCAAAGCAUUGAACAGGAGGAGGGGCUGAAUCGUUCCUCUGCGGACCUGCGCAUCCGCAAGACCCAGCACUCCACACUCUCCCGGAAGUUCGUGGAGGUAAUGACUGAAUAUAACGCGACCCAGUCCAAGUACCGCGACCGCUGCAAGGACCGGAUCCAGAGGCAGCUGGAGAUCACUGGAAGGACCACGACCAACGAAGAACUGGAAGACAUGCUGGAGAGUGGGAAGUUGGCCAUCUUCACUGACGAUAUCAAAAUGGACUCACAGAUGACAAAGCAGGCACUGAAUGAAAUCGAGACAAGGCACAACGAGAUCAUCAAACUGGAAACCAGCAUCCGUGAGCUGCACGACAUGUUUGUGGACAUGGCCAUGCUUGUGGAGAGCCAGGGCGAAAUGAUUGACCGCAUUGAGUACAACGUGGAACAUUCCGUGGACUACGUGGAGCGAGCCGUGUCUGACACCAAGAAAGCUGUGAAAUAUCAGAGCAAGGCCCGGAGGAAGAAAAUCAUGAUCAUCAUUUGCUGUGUGGUGCUGGGGGUGGUCUUGGCGUCAUCCAUUGGGGGGACGCUGGGCUUGUAGGCCCCCCACCCCUGUCCCUCCCAGACCCUUCCCCACCACAUCGGGAGCAAUACCCCCACCACCCCUUCACUCCAUCCCCUGCUCCAGGCUCACCCUCAAGACAGACCCGGGCAGCACCCGCAACCUUUACCGCCUGUCAGACCCUGGAGUCCCUGGACCUCCCCCCCGCCAUGGACCACCCCCCGCCCCCGCACGUAGAUAGCAGCAGGCGUGAUUACACGUGCACACCAACAUGCAUGCCGCCGGCACAUGCUCGAGACGUGUGGACUCCCCAGCGUGUGUGUGUGUACGUGUGUAGAUGUGUGUAGAAGCACCGAAUCGCCCUCUCUGCCCCCACCUCAAGUCUGUGUGUCGUCUGAGCUUUCCCCCUUCCCCUGGGUUGUUGUGUAGACUGUGGCUGGGUGUGACACAGCAGCCAUCAAGCCCCACUCUUCUGUCUUCUGUGAAUAGGGGUGUGUGUGUGUGUCUGUGUGUGUGUGUGUCUGUGUGUGUGUGGCGCCACAGAUCCGUGGACACACAGUUUGCCUACAUGGAAUUUUGUGUUUGAGUGUUUAAAUCCAAUGUAACAGCACCUCCUCCACUGACACCCCCCCUCCCCCAUGUCUGCUACAGAUGGGGCAGGUUGUGAGUGUGCAGAGGCUCACACUAACAUUCCCAGAGGAUCCAGGCACAAUACACACACAGGCCAUGGCAGACACCCCAGCGUGAUGUUGAGCAAACCCUCCUGGCUUAGUCACCCCGGGACUGACAUGUCCUGGGGAACAUGUGUGUGUGUGUGGAGUUCAGUCGAGGCGAGUGGAAGAAUACACGUGUCAAUAACCUAGCUUGGCCUGUAUAUCCAUGUGCAUUUCCCCCAAUAGGUGAUGUGAGGGACGUGUGUGUGUGUGUGUGUGUGUGUGUGUGUGUGUCUAGGAUGUGCCUGAAGUGUCAGUAGGUCUUCUCCUGAGACAGAGCCCUCCACAUUUUGCACUGGACAUCUGUUUUGGGUGGGCACAGAAAUCUAUAUUUCUACGCUAUCUAGAGUACGCCUGUGCGAGUGUGUGUGUAUGUGUGUGUGUGUGUGUGUGUGUAGAGGAUUUCUACGUAGUGUGUUUCUAUCCCCCUGUGUAUUAUACACACACGUUUACCUUCAAGGACCUGUGCCCCAUCCAGGUUUGUCUAUCCAGAUUAUUUGCCCCCUCCCUUUCUCCCCAGAGCUGCUGGCCGCUAUCUGGUGUGGCCACACACUGCUACAUCAACGUUGUUCAACUGCAGCUUCCUGCCCUGCGUGGUUGGAUCCCCUGUGCAUACAUGCCCACGUGCUUAUCUUUCUCGGUCAGAUAGGCCUGUACAUGUGGAAGCUGGGACACCUCAGUGUGCUCCCACCCGCCCCGGCAGAUGAGGCCACACCCAGGCACACACAUGCACACAGGAGCCGGCGUAUGCUGACGCUGGCGCUGGCACGGUGCCUGUUCAGGCGGGCACUCGUUUGCACAUGAAUGCCUCCCUAUUGAUGGGAAGGGCUAUUGAUGGGAAACAUUACUGAUCACGGGAAUGUCAAGGGCUAUUGAUGGAAGGGCUAUUGAUGGGAAGGGCUAUUGAUGGGAAACAUUACUGAUCACGGGAAUGUCAAGGGCUGCCCCAGGCUCUCAGAAAUAACCUUCUUGAGCACUAACCUCAGAACUGAGAGGCCAGCGAUGGUCCCCACCACCCCAUCUGAUGCUCUGGCCUUUGCCUCAGGAACCUUGGAUUUAGGGAACUGUUUAUUUCCGACGUACUGGAGUGGUCUAAGUCCUGGGGCCCAUGCCCUGGACACAUGUCCUGCUGAAAUGUCACCAAUAUCUGUUCCCCUGCAGGCUGAGACUGAGGGUGGGACACGGGCCUGAGUUUCUGACGGUGAGGAAGAGGCCAGCUCCUCCCUUGCUGCGUAGACAACAUAUGCAUCAGUGGGUUUGUGCGAUGGGUGGCAGGUGGGAGGUAUGUGGGCAAAGGACAGUGUUAGAAGCCUCCCACUCCACUGGCCCAGGAACACAGACCCACAUAUACAGGAUUGAACACACAAGUACAGAAAUGCGCCCUGCCUUGGGGUCCGACAUCCGUGUGCACAGGGUGGACUUUGGUGUGUGUGCAGAUCGUUUCCUGGAGUCCCUCUUCAUGUGAAGCGUGUAUGUGUGAGAGAGAGACAGUGCAGAUGUGACCUUCUGGAACAUAGUACCCCACUCCCACCUCAGCUCAGAUAGCCAACCUCUUCCCUACCUGGCUGGGCCCUGCCUGUGUGUGGCCAAUAUAUAUAUAUACAUAUAUAUACAUAUAUAUAUAUAUAUAUGUACGUAAACCCCAAGGUGGGCUGUCCGUUCCCACAGUGCCCUUUGUCAGGACGGGAAGUUUGCCCCCGUAUCUGACUGCAGCCCUCCUGCUCCCACUCAGGCUUCUUUGGGGACAUCAGAGCAGGCCCCAGCACCCCCCACCCCAGCCUUUUUCCUUCCUGUGGUCCAGCCAGGAUACCCUUUCAUACCAGGCGUUUCUGGAAUUCCCACAGCCUUGGGGCCACAAGGAGAAGGGUGGAGCCAUGGCUGGAGUGAUGCAACCGCCUCAUUGACUGGUAUUAGGCCCGUAGCUGCCCAUCUCUGGGCCUCAGAUGGACCAGAGCAUCCCUGAGGGUCUGUUCUGCCCCAGCUUCUCUAAGUCCCACACAUCACAUGAUGUGUUUGCUUGUUGGCUGCUGUAUCUGUAUGUGUCCUGGAAUGUUGUCUGGGGGCUGGUAUCUUUUGCAUGUUCUCAGACAAGUGUGUGCUGCCCGCCCGCCAAGCACCUACAACCAUCAAGCCCCUGUGUGCCCCGUGGGUGGUCCCGGACCUGGCCAGGGCUCGCUGCUUCCCCUCCCCCUUUCUCCCUCCCCCUGCCUCUCACGAAGCACACUGCGUGUCCGUCCCAUGUGCCUGUGGGUUGAUGUGCGCUCUUGCCACGCCUCGAGCGUGCGUACAUGAUGUGUUCUAUGCAUUCACCCUGCCCCAUUCCCAGCCUGCCCCGCAGAGGACAAGAUGGGUGGCCCCCGGCUCCCUCCUCCCCCACCCCGCCUGCUGUGCAGCCGUGUGCGUUGGCGUUUCUGUGUCGCUGGCGUGUCACGUGAUAUAGCCGUGUUUGCUGACAUGAGCCCCUGCCCCUUCUGUUUCUCCGUUGGUUUCUAGAGCUCUUUCCCUCUCCUCCCCAGAGGGAACAGGACUCCUGGGGCCUGGCUGGGGGCCAGAGCCAGGCCACCCUCUCCUGUUAGCCCUCAGAGUCCCAUUUCUCUCUAUUGGUGACCAAGUUGCAAAUGGAUAAAACACAGGAAAAUUCUGCCCCCCUCCCAGCCCUGCAUGUCCUGUCCCCAGAGCCCCUCACCCCCACCCCGGGCCGGGUCGGGCCCCGUGGGACGGGAGAAAUAGCAACCAAUCCAACAGCGGG